AUGCUUCCCUUCUUUCUACUUUGUCUCCUUUUCGCCACCUCACACGCGACACCUGGAAUCUCUCUCCUCUCCAACACUCUCCUCGACUCUUCCGGGAUCUACUUCGUCUCCUACGAUGGUCUAGUGAACGUCAACUCGUUCCAGCUUUCAGGGCUGCUCACAUACGAGGGAUACCAGUAUGCCGGUUGGUACACCUCUAACAAAUCUGUCAUACUUGGACGGCGAACCACGUCUGGCGGGAGCUGGCAAACUCUGACGCUUCCACAUACCCUCAGCACCAGUGAUAGCCACAACGUCGUUGCACUGGGUAUAUCCCCUGCAGACGGGGCGAUCCACGUUGCUAUGGAUUGUCACAGCACCGCAGUGUACUACACGAAAUCCUCUUCGGGCGUUGCGGGUUCGAGCGUGAGCUGGACAGCGAGUCUGUUCGGCACCAUCACCAACACGAUAGGGAGUCUAAAUGUGGGCAGCACGGUUACUUACCCGCAGUUUAUCAUCACCCCGGAUAAUCUGCUUCAGUUCGUCUAUCGAUCUGGGGUUUCGGGUAAUGGGAACACGCAGCUCGCAGAGUAUGCGAAUGGAACCUGGACAAACGUUGGACUAUGGGCAAGUGGUUCGGGGACGUAUACGGCAGAUAACGGCGGGACAAGCAGUGCAAGGAACCUAUAUAUCCAUGGGGUGACGUAUAAAGGGAGUCGCCUCUAUAUCGCCGGGACGUGGAGGGAGAAUAGUGGAAGUGUUUCAUGCAGCAGCGGAGGGUUGACGAACCACGACACGACGUUCUUUUAUUCUGAUGACAAGGGCAGAACCUGGUUCAAUGCUGCGAGGACCCAGGUCGGUACAUCUGGGAGUUCACCGGUGAACGUGAGCUCUAGCGGGAUCGUCAUCGAUUCGUUAGACGCCAAUCAUGGUUUGAUGAACCAAGAAUCACAGGACGUCGAUUCUCAAGGGUUGAUACAUGUCAUUAUAUCUUAUGUUCCAGGUCGCUUCACCCAAUGCGUUACAGACUACGAAACCGACCGUAUAGCCCACGGCUACCCAUUCCACAUCUACCAAGCCGCAAACGGCACAUUCAUAAAAAAUGAGAUACCCUUCUCCUUGGACGCAGUUGGACGUUCCCAAAUUGCUAUCGACGCCUCGGAUAACGUGUACGUGGUGCUACCGUACGUGCGUGUCGUGUCGGCGAGCAAGGCUAGCGGCUGGACAGAUUGGGCAAUGGUGUAUAAUGGGUCGGCACAGGGUCUGGACGCGUUUGGUGAGGUGACAAUUGAUAGAGGGGCGUUGGUGAGUAGUGGGAGGGGGACGUUGGCGGUUCUAUACCAGGAAUCGAGUUCUGGGACUACGCCUUCGCCGGUUAGGGUUGUUCAGUUUGAGAUGGAUGGGUAG
Messenger RNA from Desarmillaria tabescens, 1386 nucleotides. RefSeq lists its product as uncharacterized. The record is from RefSeq and is a predicted model, not a curated record. NCBI's taxonomy places the organism in Eukaryota, Fungi, Basidiomycota, Agaricomycetes, Agaricales, Physalacriaceae. The coding region runs from base 1 to 1386 and encodes 461 amino acids. The transcript is spliced from 3 exons.